This is a messenger RNA of Dicrocoelium dendriticum, 371 nucleotides long. NCBI's taxonomy places the organism in Eukaryota, Metazoa, Platyhelminthes, Trematoda, Plagiorchiida, Dicrocoeliidae. The record is from the annotation of a GenBank genome assembly.
GCCUAACUACAUGCGAAAUUCCAGGUUUCGAAGUUCGCAUGAACACUGUUUGCGGUGACUCCUCCGAGGAACAUGAUGAUGAUAAUUCAUCACACGAGAGUGGUGUCAAAUCGAACUGUGGAAACCGAUGUCGAUCACCCGACGACGAUCACCCUUGUAACGGCGGAAUUGGUUCAACCAAUUCGGAGGACGAUCCUGAGAAACCAGCCGAAGAGACUGGACCAGUGAGCGGAUGGCCAUUGAAGUACGGCUGGUACGAACUUGCCAGAGGGGAAUGUUUGUUCGGCCCAACGCGAACAAAGCGCAGCUGGAUUACAUGCACGUCGGCAAUUGACAACGCCAAAGGUAUCGGAAACUCCUCAACUAGCUAA